Messenger RNA from Tetrahymena thermophila SB210, 1071 nucleotides. Its product is annotated as acyltransferase. Gene Ontology annotation, molecular function: acyltransferase activity. The transcript is spliced from 8 exons. The record is from RefSeq and is a predicted model, not a curated record. NCBI's taxonomy places the organism in Eukaryota, Ciliophora, Oligohymenophorea, Hymenostomatida, Tetrahymenidae.
AUGGAAAAAUAUAGAAGAUUUGCAGAUUAAUUUACAGGAAUUAAUCCAUUCUUGCCAGUAUUUUUAAACAAGAAAAAAAAAGCAAGUGAAAUCAUUUUGAAACUGCUUUUAGGUCCUAUUUUAGUUUUAAUUAGAUUGCCAUUGAUUUUGAUAUUCGCUCUUUUACUUGUUCUUUACCAUUCUAUUUUCAUUCACUUGUUAGUAGUCAAUUCAUUUAAAAGAGUUGUAACUCUCUUUAAUCACCUUGUAUGUUUGAGAGUCAUCUUAUUCUUGAUGGGUUUCUAUAAAUUCAAAACAAGUUUUAAAAUCCUCUCUAAAGAAGGUUCUAACAAAUCUCCUCCUCCAAAAAUGAACUCAGGAUUUAUAGUUUUAGCUAACCACACAAGUCCUGUAGACUACAUCUAUAUGACAUACUUAAUGUCACCUAUUUUCUCCAAAUAGUACAUUUCUACCAAGGACUCUUCUCAAACAAAAGUCCUUUUAAGCCCAUUAAGUUUCUUUUAGACAAUAAAGGCAGCAUUUAGCUUGGAUUAUUCUAUUCCAGUUUAAGGUGAUGAUACUGAAUUAGCAAAGCAUCAUGAUUAAAAGCUUAAAGUUAUUAGUCUCAUCUAAUCAUCUUUUGAUGAGCAUAAAGGUCCUCUUUGUGUAUUUUUUGAAGGUGCAAAGACAAACGGUUAUGGAUUUUUGUAAGCUGAAGAGAGUUUGAUUUAAGAUAUUGCAGAAGUUUAAGAAAAAUAUAGAAGAGAAGUUGUUGUAUUCAAUUUAAAGUACACUGAUAAAUCUCACUUCUCCCCAAUAAAUACCACCAGAAAUCCUUUCUUGCAUUUUAUUCUUUUGCUAACUAAUUUUUCAAACGAACUAAAAGUUUCUGCUAAAGGCAUUCCAUUCUAAGAUACUACUUAAACAGGACCUUUAGACAUAAAAUAAUAUAAGGAAUCUAUUUAUUCAUUUUACGAGUCAUCAGGUAUUAAAAAGAUGUAAGUAACAUGGAGAGAAUAUUAGAAGUUCUUAGAUUAUUGGUAAAACUCUCAAUCUAAAUAGUACAUUGAAGAAAUCAAAAAGAGAGAAUGA